AUGGCGCUCAAGAGAAAAUUCGAGGACGAGGAGCUGCCGAUUCAGGAUUGCCGCACUGGGCUCUCUUCACUUAUUUCGAAUUAUGAAUCAGCUGAAGCAGCUCUCCUCUGGCUCCUGAAUGCAUACAGAUUUGACCGGAAUGUCUUGCGGAAGUCCGUUAGAGAUAAACGCGCGGAGCCUAAUUUUUACAAUGUCAACUUCGAAGACAUGGCCGAAUUUGUUGAACUGAACCCCCAGCUAGAGUUAGAUGACAUCGGGACGUUCAACCUCCAUCGCUCUCGCAUCCCCACCGACCUUUUCCGGUCUAUUUUAGAGGAUAUGGAUGUUCUACUGGUUCAAUAUGGUCCACUGCCCGCCCACCGUAAUGAGGAGGCAGCAUCCCGUUUUCUCUCUCCGAUUUUUAACCGCCUGAUAGCUCAAUUCGACUUUGCUUUUCAAAACCUUCCUGAAACGAUUAUCGAAGGGCACAUUAGCACACGGGGCAGGAUUAAGCACUAUUUUAAAGCAUUUGGCUUGAUCUCUCUUUUGUUCAUUGAGGUAAAGUUUAAAAUUAGCAACGAAGCUGAGCGUUUGGACGCGAUUGCUCAAGUCAUAGCGGAAUGUGUUGCAUGCGAUCGGAAUAAUGCGGCGGCAGGGUUUGGCAUGUCCAUCAUUGGUAUUCUCUGUGGUGGGAGGUCGUUUGAUUUCUUUUCAUUCGAUGGAAAGACACGCAAAUUCACCCGUGGCUGCCUUCCCGGAGAUCCCGCCGAACACCGCCGUGGUCUACGACUCGUCGAUUUUACGUUAGACGGUCCCGACCGUUUCAUAGCUGGUCUUCGUCCAAUAUGCGAGAUAAUAUUUGACUUGUUCAUGGGCGCUUACAUCUCGAGCUUGAUGUCGUUUCAUGAACGAUCCGAACGGAAAGGAAAGGAGGGGAAAUCUAUAAAGAGUUUGGACAAGUGGGAUGAAGCCUUAAAGCAUGCUCAAGAGGCGUUUGGGAAGUUCCGGGCUGCGGGAACCAAGCGUAACGACAAAGACAUUGGACAAGCGAGUGCUUUGGUUGGACAGGCGAUGAACGACCUGAAGCUUAGUAUUGAAUCAUUGACUAUCCGCCGGACAAAUCUCAUCAUGACUGGUUGGGAUGGUUUAAAAGUUGAAGAGGUGUGACGAGGAUUGGAAGAUUGGUCAGGAGACGGCGAAACGAUGGACGAGAAAUAUUUGCCAGGAUCGAAAAGAAAUACUAGGAAACGUCACUACACUUCAUUUAAUCCUAAUGUAAUGUAUGUAUUAGUAUUGAAUCGUUGACUAUC
This is a messenger RNA of Laccaria bicolor S238N-H82, 1289 nucleotides long. RefSeq lists its product as uncharacterized. Lineage: Eukaryota; Fungi; Basidiomycota; Agaricomycetes; Agaricales; Hydnangiaceae. The record is from RefSeq and is a predicted model, not a curated record. The transcript has 5 exons. Bases 1 to 1146 code for a protein of 381 amino acids.